This is a messenger RNA of Pseudopodoces humilis (Tibetan ground-tit), 1128 nucleotides long. The record is from RefSeq and is a predicted model, not a curated record. Lineage: Eukaryota; Metazoa; Chordata; Aves; Passeriformes; Paridae.
AUGGGAGAUUCGGAGGGUUUGGGUAUGGGCAUUGAGGAGGUCCAUGUCAACACCAACCUGUUGAGGCCAAUACAGCUCCAGGUGGACCCCGAGUUCCAGCAAGUGCGCUCAGAUGAGAAGGAGCAGAUCAAAUCUCUCAACAACAAAUUUGCAUCAUUCAUCGAGAAGGUUCAAUGUCUGGAGCGACAGAAUCAGGCACUCUUGGCCAAGUGGGAACUUCUGCAGCAGCAAAGCUCUGGCCCUGAGGAAAGCAGGAACAUCAACAACUUCUUCAAGUCCUACAUCACCAACCUGCAGCGGCAGCUUGAGACACUCCAGAGCCAGAAGGAGCAGCUGGAUCCUGAAGCCUACAACAUGCUCCAGCUUGUUGAGGAUUAUAAAAACAGAUUUGAGGAUGAGAUCAACAAACGCAUGUCCAUGGAGGAAGAAUUUGUGGAGCUUAAAAAGGAACUGGAUAGUGCCUACAUGGGAAAAAUGGAGUUUGAUGUCCGAGUGGAUAUCCUGAGGCAGGAGCUGGAAUUCCUUCGGUGUUUAUAUGAAGCUGAGCUGUCCCAGCUGCAAACGGUUGUUGGGAACACUGAUAUUAUUCUGUCCAUGGACAACCACAGGGACCUGAACAUGGAAGGAAUCAUUGAGGACGUCAGGCAGGAAUAUGAGGGGAUGGCCCACAGGAGCACAGCCGAAGUGGAUGCCAUGUACCAGCGCAGGUACCAGGACCUGCAGAACAUGUGGGUGAAUCAACGAGAGCAGCUGAGGAACAGUCACCAGGAAAUCCAGGAACUUGCCAGGCAGAUCCAAAGACUCCAACCAGAAAUUGAAAUUGCAAGGAAGAGGAAUUUCAGCCUCCAGGACUCCAUUAAAGAUGCUGAGCACUAUGGGAGCUUGGCCAUCAGGGACAGCCAGGAAAAGCUCCAGAAGCUGGAAAAUGCUCUCCAACAGGCCAAGGAUGACCUUUCUCAACUUGUCCAUGAUUACCAGGAGCUCCUGAAUGUGAAGCUGGGCUUGGACAUUGAGAUCGCCAUGUAUCGAUCACUCCUUGAGGAGGAGGAGAACAGGUGGGGGCAAAAUCCAUGCUGGAAGAAACACCCAGACAAAGAUCCAGGAAGGAUCACCGGCCACGAUAUGUGA